CAGGUUAUCCUCAUCCUGACCAAGUACUACCACGCUGAUUCCUCCAAGGUCCUGGAGAGCUCCCUGUGGAGGUCCACUGACUAUGGAACCACCUACACCAAACUGAACUUGAUGCCAGGAACAACCAUUGUGGUGACCAACUUCUAUAUCUGCCCAACCAACAAGAAAAAGGUAGUGCUGGUGGGUUCAUCCAUAAAUGAACGGGAUCAGAUGCUCUUUAUCAGCACAGAUGAGGGUGCUUCUUUCCAGCGACAGUCCAUCUCCUUCACCCCUGAAUUACUUAUAUUCCACCCGGAAGAAGAAGACAAGCUCCUGGCUUACUGCAAAGAUGGAACUCUCUUUGUGUCCACGGAGUUGGGGCGUAAAUGGACUUUGCUUCAAGAACAUGUGACGAAGAACAGAGUCUUCUGGUCGGUAUCUGGUGUUGAUGUAGACCCUGAUCUUGUACACAUGGAAAUCCGUGACACAAGUGGAGGUUACCUGUAUGUAACCUGCCUCAUCCAGAACUGUUCGGACAAAAUGGUGACAGCACAGUUCCUUGGCAAAAUCGAUCACAACUCGCUGUUGGUGCAGGACGACUACAUAUUUGUCAAGGUCACGACAGGGAAUACCACCAAGCACUAUGUGUCCUAUCAGCGCAACGAGUUUGUCCAGAUGAGAUUUCCCAAGUAUGCCUUGCCAAAGGAUGUUCACAUUGUGAGUACAGACGGGAACCAGGUAUUCCUUGCCAUCCAGGAGUGGUACCAGUCAGAUACAUAUAACCUGUACCAGUCAGAUGCACAAGGUGUCUACUACUCCAUUGUCCUGGAAAAUGUUCGUAGCACCAAGCAGCCAGAGGAAAAUGUCAUCAUUGACAUCUUGGAGGUACGUGGACUCAAAGGCGUCUUCCUCGUCAAUCAGAAGAUUGAUGGUAAAGUGACAACACUCAUCACCUACAAUAAAGGGCGACAAUGGGAGUUCUUGGCUACACCCACCACUGACAUGAAUGGCAAGCCAAUCAGCUGCAAAGCACCAGAUUGUCACCUCCACCUUCACCUGCGCUGGGCAGACAACCCCUAUGUGUCUGGAACAGUCCACACUAAAGAAUCUGCACCAGGUCUCAUAAUGGGUGCUGGUAACCUCGGGUCUAAGCUGGUGGAGUAUAAGGAAGAGAUGUACAUCACUUCAGACUGUGGGAAGACGUGGAGACAGGUUUUCGAGGAGGAGCACCACAUCUUGUACCUGGAUCACGGUGGAGUCAUUGUUGCCAUCAAGGACACAUCUAUACCCCUCAAGAUACUUAAGUUUAGUGUUGAUGAAGGACAGACGUGGAGUGUUCACAACUUCACCAGCACCUCUGUGUUUGUUGAUGGACUCUUGAGUGAACCAGGAGAUGAGACUCUGGUCAUGACAGUGUUUGGCCACAUCAGCUACAGGUCUGACUGGGAGCUUGUCAAAGUUGACUUCCGACAGUCUUUCCCCCAUCAGUGUACUGAGUCUGAUUAUGACUCAUGGCAACUUACAGACUUACAGGGAGAGAAGUGCAUCAUGGGCCAGGAGAGCAUUUUCAGGAAAAGGAAGCACACAUCAUUUUGCAUCAAAGGGAAGAGCUACAUCUCAGCGCUGACCACCAAACCCUGCCAGUGCACAGAGAAAGACUUCACCUGUGACUAUGGUUUUGAGCGAUCCUACACAGAUGGUGAUCGUUGCUUCCCUGACUUCUGGUAUGAACCAGACUUGCCACCUAAAGACUGCUACCUAGGACAAACCUACGAGUCCAGUACUGGGUAUAAAAAAAUCAUAUCUAACGCUUGUGAAGGAGGGAUAGACAAGCAGCAAAGUGGCAAACAGCACAAAUGCCCUUUGCUGCCACCUAGAAGAUUGCAGGUUGGCAUCAAAGGACAAAUGCUUGCAGUGGCACCUGGUGAUGACAUCACAUUUUUUGUCCAUCAGGAACAGGGGGACACCAGCAGCACCAAGUACCAGGUGGACCUUGGUGAUGGAGUUCAAACUAUUUAUCAGAACCUAACAGUGACAGACGAACCCAUCCAACAUCACUAUGAAAAUUCAGGUGUUUACAAAGUUACAGUCAAAGCAGAGAACGUGGCAGGACACGACGAAGCCACCCUGUACAUCCAGGUGACAGAACCCCUACAAAAAGUACAGUUGGAAGUGGUUCCCAUUGCUGGAAGGAACCAUGAAAUCAAUUUAACAGCACUGGUUCUUCCCACUGAGUCCAACUUCACUGUCUUCUACUGGUGGAUAGGAAACAACCUACAGCCAAAGCUGACCCUGCAGAACAGCAUUCUCACACGAUUCCCUGAGACAGGAGAGGUUGCAGUCACUGUCCAAGCUUCCAAUGGUCGAUCCAUGGUGCAGGAUACCAGGACUGUCAGAGUCUACGAUGAGUUCCAGAUCAUACCCCUGAGCUUCAGCAGGAACCUGGAUCACUUCAACCCCAACAUUCCAGAAUGGAGAGAGGACAUUGGCCAGGUAGUCACCAAACUGCUUUCUAAGAUGACAGGGAUCACUGAGGAGACCCUGGUUACUGUGGUGAAGCCGGGCCUCCCCACCACUGCUGACCUUUACGUCCUUCAAUUGGAGAGCAAACCAGCCACGACAGGCAUGUUUGUGGAUAAGCGUAUUCCAGCCAUCAUGUGGGCCUUCAAUGACAACAAUGUCAGCUUCAUGGUACGAGGUGGUGUUCAAGUGCUAGUGAUGCUGGCUGACCCGAACACAGUGUACCAUGGUGGAGCUGGAGGUCCUGGUAUUUGGGUUCUUGCUUCCAUUUUCCUCAUUGGCACAAUCAUCACAGGCUCCUUCAUCCUGCACAAGUUCAAAAGGAAGUUACCGGGCAGUCGCAAUGUCUAUGCCCAGAUGCACAAUGAGAAAGAGCAGGAAAUGACCAGCCCUGUGAACCACAGCGAGGACACUCAACACAUCAUCCAGGGUGAGGAGUUCAUUGACGAUGACCUGGACUCGCAGACACUAGGGAAUCAUUCAGGUGUGGUUCUGAGCAUCAACUCUAGAGAACUACACAGUUACCUCACCAGCUGAUAGCUACAUGAUCAAACGAGCCAGACUCAGCCGACUACCAAGCACAGGGACUCAACUCUGCCUUCCAACUCAUGAUCAUUUCUUUUGCUUUUCCUCCUUUCUCCUUAGAUGACGCCUCCACUUUAUGGCCUGCUCCCCCUUCAGAUUCAACUCCGGAGUUUUUUGUUUGUUUGUUUAUUUUAAUUGGAGGGGAGGGACUGGGUCUGAGUUAAGCUCCUUUAACACCGGGGCUGCUCCAAGUUGCUUCCUGUGGUGUCAUGACGCAGGAA
Messenger RNA from Thalassophryne amazonica, 3305 nucleotides. It is a transcript of the gene sorcs2, whose product is annotated as sortilin-related VPS10 domain containing receptor 2. The annotation marks the transcript as partial. Gene Ontology annotation, cellular component: membrane. The record is from RefSeq and is a predicted model, not a curated record. Gene Ontology annotation, molecular function: protein binding. NCBI's taxonomy places the organism in Eukaryota, Metazoa, Chordata, Actinopteri, Batrachoidiformes, Batrachoididae. The transcript has 26 exons.